Molecule: messenger RNA, 1542 nt
Organism: Trichechus manatus latirostris (Florida manatee)
Lineage: Eukaryota; Metazoa; Chordata; Mammalia; Sirenia; Trichechidae
Source: the annotation of a RefSeq genome assembly
AUGUUCAUCAAUCGUUGAUUAUUCUCAACCAAUCACAAAGAUAUUGGCACCCUGUAUUUACUAUUCGGCGCUUGAGCCGGAAUGGUAGGAACUGCUCUGAGCAUUCUAAUUCGGGCCGAAUUAGGCCAGCCCGGCACCCUCCUGGGAGAUGAUCAAAUCUACAAUGUCAUCGUAACAGCCCAUGCCUUCGUAAUAAUUUUCUUCAUGGUUAUGCCCAUCAUAAUCGGAGGAUUUGGGAACUGACUAGUCCCUCUAAUAAUUGGAGCCCCCGACAUGGCGUUCCCCCGAAUAAAUAAUAUGAGCUUCUGACUCCUACCUCCAUCAUUUCUACUCCUUCUAGCCUCAUCUAUAAUUGAAGCUGGGGCUGGAACAGGCUGAACAGUCUACCCACCUCUAGCUGGGAACCUAGCCCAUGCCGGAGCCUCGGUAGAUCUGACUAUCUUCUCGCUCCAUCUGGCUGGAGUAUCUUCAAUUCUAGGGGCUAUUAACUUUAUCACUACAAUUAUCAACAUGAAACCUCCAGCCAUAUCUCAAUACCAAACUCCCCUGUUUGUCUGAUCUGUUCUAGUCACAGCCGUCCUUCUUCUUCUGUCCCUCCCAGUUCUAGCAGCAGGAAUCACUAUACUCCUGACGGACCGCAACCUAAACACUACCUUCUUUGACCCGGCUGGAGGGGGAGACCCAAUCCUGUACCAACACCUAUUCUGAUUCUUCGGGCACCCUGAAGUGUACAUUCUUAUCCUACCCGGCUUCGGUAUAAUUUCACACAUCGUCACUUAUUAUUCAGGUAAAAAAGAACCAUUCGGUUAUAUAGGUAUGGUUUGGGCCAUAAUGUCUAUCGGCUUUCUCGGUUUCAUCGUAUGAGCUCAUCAUAUAUUCACCGUAGGUAUAGAUGUGGACACUCGAGCCUACUUUACGUCAGCCACAAUAAUUAUUGCCAUCCCCACAGGUGUUAAAGUAUUCAGCUGAUUAGCCACGCUACACGGUGGCAAUAUCAAAUGAUCUCCUGCCCUACUAUGAGCCCUGGGCUUUAUCUUCCUGUUCACAGUCGGAGGCCUAACAGGAAUUGUCCUAGCCAACUCAUCAUUAGAUGUCAUCCUCCAUGACACCUACUAUGUCGUAGCACACUUUCACUAUGUCCUCUCUAUAGGUGCAGUAUUCGCCAUUAUGGGUGGAUUCGUGCACUGAUUCCCUCUAUUUUCAGGAUACACACUUAAUCAAACAUGAGCCAAAAUCCACUUCCUAAUCAUAUUUGUUGGUGUUAACCUAACAUUCUUUCCCCAACAUUUCCUUGGUCUAUCCGGCAUACCUCGUCGAUACUCAGACUACCCAGAUGCCUACACCAUGUGAAACACUGUGUCCUCUAUGGGGUCGUUUAUCUCUCUCACGGCCGUUAUCCUAAUAGUAUUCAUAGUGUGAGAAGCGUUCGCCUCUAAACGAGAAGUUUCCACAGUUGAGCUAACAACAACUAACCUUGAAUGACUCAACGGCUGCCCACCAUCAUAUCACACAUUCGAGGAACCAGCCUACGUCAAGGUCUAG